CCGUUCUCUCCUCUCAUACGUGCUGCUGGUAACAAAGGAGACAACAACAGGGGGAUGAUGGGUGCUCAGACAACAAGCCUGUCAGAGAAACAAAAAGGAACUGAACCGGUUUGCUUUAACGUUGUGGAUCAUUUUUCUUAACAGUAUAUUUAACGACAGUGUUUUUAAAGUAGCGUACACUAUCGUAGCUGCGCUCCGGACCGAUUUUAACCUUUUUUUUGCCAAAGCUAACCAUGUUGGAUUGCCAACACUAGAGCCGAAUCACAGGAGAAGGAUUCAGAAAUGUCUGGAUAACAUUGGUGAAGAUGACAUGCUCACAUUGGGAGUAAACACUAGCUACCAUGUCUGUCCAGGAAGCAUCCCAACGGCCCCUCAAACCUGAGCCCAAACCGAGACUGGAGAUCCCUCCAAAACCGACACCACAAACCACCUGCCCUCCUCUGGGAGACAGCACAAGGCUUUCUGGAGGAAAGGUCAAGAGGAUUGUGAACAAGUUCAGCAUAAAGGAUUCGAAUGAACCGGGGGAACAACCCACCAAUGGUACUGCAAAACUAAGGUCAAUUAAACGGUCCAAAAGGCCGCCUACGGUAAAGCCCAAACCAGGCCGUGCCAGUCUGCAGCUUCAGAUUAGUGGAGAGAAGGCGCCUCCGCUGCCUGUUAAGAGGAGCCGCACCCUUCAGAAGCAGGAGAGUGGGGGUGCAGAGGAUAGGGAUACCAUCAGUGUGGAAGGAGGUCGAUCAGCGCCCGAUGGAAAAGAGGUGGAGAUCCAGUUGAUUGGAGGAGGUGAAGCGGAGGCGGAGCACAGUCCUCACACACCGCUCACCCCGUGCUGCGACCCGAGCUGCAGCUGCGUGUGCCACCUCCAGUGGCCUGGCAUGAAACUAAUAUGGGUGCCCGUGGAGAUGCAUGAUGGCGGGGAGGAGCACUGUGUUGUUGGAGACGAGGAUGAGACUGACGUGGAAGAGCAGGGAUGGGAGGACGAGGAGGUAGAUGGGGGAGGGGAGAGGGACAGCGAGGCAGAGGAUGAGGUGGACAGGACGUCUGUGGUUGACGAGAGUGAAGUGUUGAAACAAGACAAGUCAAAGUUCCACCAAUGUUUGGAGGUUUUGCUCGGUGAUGGUAACCGGAGGCUUUCGGACCCGGGCCCUCGCCCUGUUUUCACCUCUCUCGCUGUCACUCGCUCUCAGUCUCCCCCUGUUCCCCCGAAACGGGCUCAGUCACCACAAAUCCACCACUUAUCCACCCAAAACGAAGAAGAAAAUAUUUACGAGGGACACCCCUUCCUAAGCGGAAACAAAUUGAAAAGUACUAUCAUACCAGUUGUAAAACUGUCCUACAGCACCUCAGACCAGACGUCCGAGUUUCAUACGAACACAGAACCCAUCUUGAACCCAGACAAAGUGCCGCCUGCCAUCCCGCCGAGGAUACCUGUGGGUCAUGACAGCCACAGCCUCACGCGGGUGCACCGGGGCGGCGUUCCUCUCCCCCAGCCCACACUGGAGGAGUGGCGCACCUUGCGGCCCUCAUCCCCCAGCAGCUCCACUGCCAGCGGGCUGAGCACCCAGAGGGGCAUCGCUCCCUCCCUACCCAGCCCUCACAGACCCCCACCUCCACCACCAAAGACAGAUCCCAGGAGGCUUAGUAGUGCCUCACUGCAAUCCCUCACGCAGAAAAAAGGAGAGGAGAAUGAAGGGUAUGAAGAAGAGAAAGAUGACACAUUCAAAGAACUGCCUCCAGUCAGGAGCGGCUCCCUCAGGAGGGAGUCUUCGUUCAGCUGGGAGUCCCGGCUGCAGGAUGAGCCUCUGUACCAGACGUACCGUGCCACGGUCAUCACCAAGGAGAUCCGACGCCAGACAGUUUGUCGCAACAUCAGUAAAACUAGUGUGGACUACGCCAUGGACUGGACAGCCCGUCGCUCUGGGGCUGGAACCGGGACUGCGAAUGGAGCGCCUACACCGGGCCAGAGCACCCUGUGGCAGGACCUCCCAGCUGUUCGGGAGGCAGGGGUGCUGGAGCAGCUCACCCCUGAGCAGUGCAAGUACCAGGAGAGUAUGUUUGAGGUUUUGACAUCUGAGGCCUCUUACCUUCGAUCCCUGCAAGUUCUGACCGAACACUUCCUGGACAGCCGAGAGCUGGAGGAAACAAUGAUCAUCAGAGAGAAAAAAACCCUCUUCUCCAACAUCCUGAGGGUUCGAGAGGUCAGCGAGAGGUUCUUGAAAGACCUGGAUCAACGCAUAUUCAAGGACCUGGUCUUUCCUGAUAUCUGUGACAUUAUCCACUACCACGCCCAGCACAACUUCCCAGCCUACAUCGACUACGUCCGCAACCAGAUCUAUCAGGAUAAGACCUACACCUCACUCUUGAAGAACAACGCGCAGUUUGCUACGGUCAUCACUCGUCUCCAAGAGUCGCCUCAAUGCCAGCGGCUGCCCUUCAUGUCCUUCUUGCUGCUGCCCUUCCAGCGAAUAACACGCAUCAAAAUGCUCAUUGAAAACAUCCUGAAGAGAACAAAGGAGAGGACGAAAGAGGAGCAGACGGCCUCCAAGGCAUUGGCUUCCGUGUCGAAGGUAAACGCCCCUCACUCUUCACCCUCUCUUCUGCCUACACAUCCAUGUAAUCGGACUCGGAGUGCUUCGCACGCCUCCGGAUAUUUGACAAUCAACAUCCAUGUCUCUCAAACACUGGAGUUUGACAAGCUCAAGGCCAUCCCGAUCAUCUCUCAGACACGAUACUUGGAGAAGAAGGGAGAGCUGCAGGAAAUGUCCAAAGGAGGAACCAUCUUCAACAUGAGGGCAAAGUUCACCCCCAUCUACCUCUUCCUCUUCAAUGAUCUGCUAGUCAUCACUGCCAAGAAAGGGGCGGAGCGUUUUGUGGUACUCGACCAUGCCCAUCGCUCUCUGGUGCAGGUGCAGCCAAUAGAUGAAGGUGGGGGCAGCAGCGGGCCCUACGAGCACUGCUUCAACCUCACCCUGCUGGAGAACCACCAGGGACGCAUGAUGGAGAGGCUGAUUAAAGCUCCCUCCCAGUCAGAUAUGCACAGGUGGAUGGCGGCUUUCCCCAACCCCACCAACCCAGACAGAGACGAAGAUGAAGUGAUUUAUGAAGACUGGGAUUGUCCUCAGGUGCAGUGUGUGGAGCAGUACAUUGCCCAGCAGGCAGACGAGCUCACCCUGGAGCCCACUGAGAUCAUCAACGUCAUCCGCAAAACCAAUGAGGGCUGUUAUGAAGGCAUCCGCCUGUCGGACGGUCAGAAGGGCUGGUUCCCCGUAGGAAACGUCAUAGAGAUCACCAACGAGCAUGUGAGGCGGCGAAACCUCCGAGAGCGCUACAGAGUCAUUCAGGCUGCAAGCAUGGUCACCAACAGCAAGACCAACACCCUUCAGUAGGAUCGAUGGAUGUUUACAUGACUUUUUUUUUUUUAUUAAAGACAAUGAAUGGAUACAAUAUCUUCAGAAAUGAACUCUGUACAUAGAUUAUUUAGGGACUUUGUGUUGAAGUGUGAGUUUCUAACAACCAGGAACUGAGAGAUAAAAAGGAGAAGGGUGAAGAUCAUGAGACAUCAUAACAGAGACCUGCAAUCAUCUUACUGGAGUACGCAAGUGUGCAGCUGGGAGCACACUGACAGACACUAUGAAUGCGCAUGCAUUCAAUAACCAAGAUCAGCAUUACAGCUGUAGAAUUUACCUCUUGUGAGCAUGCAACCUUUCAUUAACGCCUCCUCUGCAAAAACUGAAACGGCACAUUUGAAAUGCCAAUCAUUCCAGCUAUUGCUCGACCAGAUUGUACAAAUACAGACCUGCUGCAAAGAAAAGAGUUGGGUGUUCCUGUUAACGCCUGGUGUCAUCGUUGUCACGUGACCACACAAGUUAAAUACUUUUCAUUCCUGCCAUGCACAACAGCCUCUCUUGUGUUACGAAAGGUGGCCAGAAUAAAGGAUAACAUGUUUUUAGGAUACAAGAAUCUUGUAAAAACACAACACUGUUGAAUUUCAGUAAGUAACAUUUAAAAAAAAAAGGAAUAUAUAUCACCACAAAACAAAAUCAGGAAGUGCCUUUGAAUAAACUCAAUUACACACCAGGACUUCGGUCAGGAUCAUAUCAAGCCCAAGAGCUUUGAAAAACGCAUGUAAAUGUGUGCCGAGCUGUACUGCCGUUAUGACGUUUCAGUCGUUGUGCUGUCCACUAGCUUGUUAGCUUGUGUCAGUAGCCAUUGUGGAAUAAUACUGUAGCUCCCCCUGACGCUUGUCAGUGAAGAUGGGAUAUUAUUUGUGGAUAUGCUGUAAAUGUACAAUAUGUUGUAAAUAAUGAGUGGGGAGGAUUCUCUUUCAAAAACAGUGCGUAGUGCUUUUAAUAAAAACGUCUUUUUAGCUC
Perca fluviatilis (European perch) is the source of this 4370-nucleotide messenger RNA. RefSeq names its product Rho guanine nucleotide exchange factor 15b (gene arhgef15b). Lineage: Eukaryota; Metazoa; Chordata; Actinopteri; Perciformes; Percidae. Gene Ontology annotation, molecular function: guanyl-nucleotide exchange factor activity; protein binding. Gene Ontology annotation, biological process: activation of GTPase activity. The record is from RefSeq and is a predicted model, not a curated record.